Molecule: messenger RNA, 608 nt
Organism: Mollisia scopiformis
Lineage: Eukaryota; Fungi; Ascomycota; Leotiomycetes; Helotiales; Mollisiaceae
Exons: 2
Coding region: 16-438 (140 amino acids)
Source: RefSeq, a predicted model, not a curated record
UGUCAAUCGUGAAUUAUGGCUGUCAGGAUGCGGGAUGUGGGUGCGGGCCACGUUGAUUUCCUCUCGAGUCCUGAGGGACUGAUAAUGCUCUCGUUGGACAUGAGUUCCUGCAUCCCCUCAGAGGGAGCGGUACUCGGCCAUAAAAGCAAGCUGAUGCCUCUCCGCCUUCAAGCCAGUACAAAGCAUUGGUCUCGUUCUCGAGGAGGAUUUUCCAGAUUGCCUACGAUCUCAAGCCUGUACUUGUUGCUCUUGCUGUCAUAUCCACACACACCUCGAACAUGUCUGUUCACCACUCUCACCGUCUAUGUACAGAUUCUGCUGCUGAUGGCUCAGCCAAGGACACAUCCACGAAAACCUCGUCUUCUGCUAAGCAGACUGGAGCUGCACGCAGCAACUAUGCUACAUAUACCCCUUUUACUGCAGAGAAGAACGAAUUAGCCCAGCGGCGUCUCGAGAUGUACCUAGCAGACACCACCAACUACCAAGUCUUCCCUCAUCGUAUUUCUUGGAGUGAAGUCAGGCAGACUCGUGCAAAUGGUAUCAGGCAUUGUCUUGAUGAGUUCGAAGUCAAGAUGAAGGAAGGUAGUAGGAGCUCCACUCGGAAUUGA